This is a messenger RNA of Pogoniulus pusillus (Red-fronted tinkerbird), 8762 nucleotides long. RefSeq names its product protein phosphatase, Mg2+/Mn2+ dependent 1F (gene PPM1F). The transcript is spliced from 7 exons. Lineage: Eukaryota; Metazoa; Chordata; Aves; Piciformes; Lybiidae. Bases 50 to 1354 code for a protein of 434 amino acids. Gene Ontology annotation, biological process: negative regulation of protein kinase activity; protein dephosphorylation. Gene Ontology annotation, cellular component: nucleus; cytosol. Gene Ontology annotation, molecular function: cation binding; protein serine/threonine phosphatase activity. The record is from RefSeq and is a predicted model, not a curated record.
GGCGCCGUGGCGGCAGCGGUCGGGCAGCGCGCCUUAGCGCGGCGCCGCCAUGGCGGUGGAGGUGGAGGCGUCCGGGGCUCCCUUGAGCUCUUUCCUGAGGGACUUUCCGUCUCCGCUGGGCCCGGGGGAGCCGCUGCCGUGGGGCUCCGCGGGGACUGGCGCCCUGAGCAAGGCCGAGGUGCCGGGCGCGCUGGCCGAGCGGGCGAGGAGCCUCCUGAGCAGCAGAGGUGUUGCACCACUUCUCACAGCAUCAUUGAUCCAUGCUGCACUUGAUGAAGUUCUCCAGAAGGACUUGACUGAAUUUCAGCAGCAAAGUGUGGAAACAGAGGAAGGAGAUGAGGAGAGGUUCACCUUGCUGGAUGGAGAGUCCUUGCAGCGCUGCUUCUUCAACAAGCUUUGGGAUGUUUGCUGUGAGUGGCAGAAGCAGUUGCCACCACUGAGGCCACUGAAGAAGUUCCUGCUGGUUUCUGUUCAUGCCAUCCGGAACACUCGACGGAAAAUGGAGGACCGGCAUGUUCUGCUCCCAGAGUUCAAUCAGCUCUUUGGUUUAGCAGAUGACGUGGAUCGUGCUUACUUUGCGGUAUUUGAUGGCCACGGUGGAGUGGAUGCUGCUGAUUAUUCAGCAACUCAUUUACAUGUAAAUGUUGGGCUACACAAAGAGUUUGUUAAGAAUCCAGCUGAGGCCUUGAAAUGCUCCUUCCAGAAGACAGAUGAAAUGUUUCUUUUCAAAGCCAAAAGAGAGAAGCUGCGCAGUGGUACAACAGGUGUAUCUGCCUUGAUUGUAGGGAGCAAGCUACACAUAGCAUGGCUUGGGGACUCACAGGUCAUGCUGGUGCAGCAAGGAAAAGCUGUGACACUAAUGGAACCUCACAAACCAGAACGAGAAGACGAGAGAGCACGCAUUGAGGCUCUGGGUGGUUGUGUGACCUACAUGGACUGCUGGAGGGUUAAUGGCACCUUGGCUGUUUCUAGAGCAAUUGGGGAUGUAUGCCAGAAGCCCUAUAUCUCUGGUGAUGCAGAUGGAGAUUCAUUUGAGCUGACUGGCUCUGAAGAUUACUUGCUUCUGGCCUGUGAUGGAUUCUUUGAUGCUGUCAAGCCACAUGAGGUCGUAGACUUGGUCCUAGAUCAUUUAAUGCAAACCCAAGGAGUGGGUCUCAAUGCAGCAGAAAGACUGGUGGCUGCUGCGAAGGAAAAUGGAUCCAGCGAUAACAUCACUGUUCUGGUGGUGUUCUUGAGGGAUCCUCAGGACAUCUUGGCAGGCUGUCUCAGAGACCCUAAGAGCCAUGAGGCUGGUGAUAACGCUCAGAGAUCAUCCUUUAAUUUCCUCAGCUGUGAGGCAGCAGCCACACAGUGACAAAAUCUGCUUAAAUGAGAAUGUUUAAGUUCAUGCCAGGAACUGCUUUCCGCUGAAGAAGCCUCUAAUACAAUAGGAAAAAGGUAUCAGGAGAAGAAUGACAAAUGGACAAACAUUUGGGAGAAAGGCAAGACUCCUUCUGCUGAGUUCCCAUUUGUCUUUUCCUUUCUUCCUUCCCCCUUCCCUUCAAAAACCACUGAGCAGACCUCCUACAGGUGUUUCAUCUCUGGGAGCAGACUUCUAAAAGUGUUUCUCAGGGCUGCUGGUCACAUCCCUCUGCCCUGGAAGUGGUAAGAAACCUUACUGUGCAUAAGCUAAUGGGUCAGAAAACCUGUUUGGGAAUUCUGAGUGAAAAUUUCAAUUAGUGCUUGCAGAGAAUUCUCUGUGUUGUAUUUUAUUGUGAGAUUACUUUGGAGACUGGGAAGAGAGAAACUGUCACCAUCACAGAGGAGCUUGUUACUGUGUGAGGCCUGUAGGGACAGGCUUGGUGUGCGAGCUGAGUGACUCCAUUCUGUUCUGUUUGUUUUGUACCAAAGAUGAUAUUCUAAGGAUGAUCUGGCUGCUUCAUUCAGAGAUGUUCAACUUUGUGUGUAUGGAGUGGAGAAAAUGAAACUGAGUGCUCCAGGGGAAAAAAAAAAGGCAAGAAAACUAACUAGAAAUAUCCCAGGGAAAAUGAUACAAAAUCAGCUUCUUUCUGGGUUGCCCUGGUUUAUAAACUGGAAUCCAAUAUUUACCUGCACUGGAUUAUUUCUCCCUAACACUUUACUGGCUACUUGGCAACCUGAAAAGAAAGGACCAUUAUUAUUGUAUUUGAAAGAGACCUUUACAGUAUGCCUGCUCUAGCAGUUCAAUAUGCUCUGUUCCUGCCACUUUUUAAUGUAAAAAUGAGUGGUUUAUUCUGUGUUUUUUUGUUUAUAUCCUGAACUUUACAGUUGGAGGAAUUUUUUUUUCAGUGUUACUUUAUUUUUGUUGUGGUUGUUAUUUAAAUUAGAAUUUUAAGGUGGCUGUGUCUUAAUUAUCUGGUUUUACAAACUGACUACCCUCAAGUGCCUUAACUAUUUCACCCAAGUAUUGCUGGCUUCCUCCUAUGUUCUGGUGAGCCAGUUUAUAGUGUUUUUAAAGUGUGACUUUUACAUUUUCAUUAAUAUUAACAUUUAAUGCACUUAAAUGUUUCCUUUUUUUUUUUUUGGUGAAUGUUUUUAGUGGAACCAGGAUUUCAAAGGAAAAACAAAUCUUUCAUUGUUGCCAAAUUUUGUGGCUUAUAUUAAAAGCUUGGCAAUACUUACUGUGGCUUACCCUCUGCCCCAUGCAAGAAGCUCAUUAGUUGAUCAUAAACUAAAGCAUCUAGGUCAUCUUGACUUGGAUUUAAAAACAAAAACACUUCUGACCUUCAAAGGAAAAAAUAAUAACACAAACUAGAAGCAGUUUAGUACCAGUUUUUUAAUUACUAGAUAGUUCAUUUGGACAUGGAUCAUUUCACUUUUUGGGUCUAAGUAACUUUGUAAGGAAAUGUGAAGAUGAAAAGACGUUUUUGUGUGACUGUUAUGUGUCAUUUCAUGCCAGAGCAUCUGCUUGUGCUUUGUCUUGCCUCGCUAACAGGACUCACAGGAUCUGAGGGCUCAUUGGUAAACGUGUUGGUAAUUUCUGUGUCUCCGCAAGAAGUGCUUUACAGCUGCCAGCAAGACUGCCUGCCUAGUUCAGAAGCAUGUGGCAGUGCAGUAUGGCAGUCCUAGAUGUGCUGAAUGUUGCUGUUGCUUAGGGACAGUUUAGACAGAAGAGCUGAGAUGGUCAAAAGGAUGAACAGAGCAGCACUGUGUCCAUACUGUCUCUGCGGUGUCAGCUGGCACGGGGCAGUGAGGUACCUGAGGAGCUCAAGUUUUCACUCAGUUGCUGUGAAUGAUCAUUUGAUGUAACACAAACUCCUCAGUAAGCCAUUACAUAGCAACUUGGACACUGACUUCCUUGUUGAGCUAUGCAACAACAGGAGCUUUUCCUCCAAGAAGGCUACAAGCACUUUGCCAGCCUACAUUUUGCUGCCCUAAAAUACAUGGAGAAGGCUUUCUGUGCUGGCAGCCAGCUAGAUGUAGAUGUUAGUUUUUUCUAGUGAACCUAGUCUGGAUUUGCCAUCUCCUCUCUUUGAUUUCUUACCCAGAUAUUCAGUGAUAUGCUAAAUUCUGAUGACCACUAGUGCCUCUUGGUGUCUUGGAAAUAGUUCUCAUUAUUAAUUUAGUAAGAUCAUACAGACCUGUUUGAUUUCACUGCUACCUGAGGUUUCUCAGGAGAGGGGGAAGCUGCUGUAUUCCUGAAGGGAGGUGUGAAACGUUGGUAGGUUGCUUUGCUUUCUGAAAUGUGCCAAAUUUCCUGAGACAUGGUGGGAAAAAUCCUUUGUAGGCAUCCUUUUCUUUCAACCUUUUGGGGCAGAUUUGUGUUACAGAUGAAAGUCUUAAGUUUUUCAGCAGAUACUUGCAGCUAUGUAAAAAUAUCCCCUUUUGUUUCUAAUUGGAUAGAUUUUUCUUUCUCAAGUGGGAGCUAAGUGAAAUGGGCCUUCAGAAACCUGUCUCUGGUAAUCAAAAUAUUUAAUUCUCAAGCUGUGCUCUAGGGAAGAAAUUCUGCAUUCUGAGAAGCUGUUGACUUCUGUUUCCAUUCUAAAUGACCUGGUGCCUCAUAUCUUUGAGACAGAAGUGGACAGGAGUAGUCUUUGAGAAGUUAAGACUUCAGUGGGGAAGGGACUAGCAAUGUCCACUAAUUUUGAAUUAACUACUGAGCAACAUGACUAAUUUGCCUGUUUCCUUUUCUUUCUGAUGAGAGUGCAACAAAACCAAUUCUUGAGUCUUUCCAAAUCUUUGAAGCUGUAGAAGUCAGCUAAUGUAUUCCAGACAGAUGUUCAGUGCAACAUGGAAGUGUUUCCCAACUUUACUUGACUCCAAAGGAAUGGCUGCUGCUGCCUUUUAACACCCAGCAUCAGAAAAGUUACUCCUGAAAGGAGCCUGCAUCCUUCAAGCAGAGCACACUUAAAUUACUGUCUUUUGCUUAAUCAAAAACUAACUUUAGUCCUUCUGCUUAGGUGGGUGUCCAGCACCUCUCUUGCUUCAAGGUAUUUCAUACUUCUGCCUGCCUUUCCUUACUCUGUCUUUUCCUACAGAGAAACAUACCUAAGACACUGAAGCCUUCUGGGUCUGAUGUCAACAAGAUGACAAUUUUACAAAUCAGGUCUGUUGAGGGGUUGAUUUGAGGUUUAUUUUGGGUGAUUUUUUUUUUUUUUUGCCUUUUGAGGAUUUUUUUGAGAAUACAAAAGAUAGAAAUGCAGGAAAACGUUUAGAACAGAGAGAGAUAAAGUAAAAACCACCCUUUGAGUGAUGGAGGAGUGAGAGAGGGACAGGAAUGCAUUUAUGUGUGUUAUUAAUGCCUCUCUUAAAAGGAAGUGGGAUGGAAAACAGAGCCACAAAUGUCAGCUCUUUAAAGUGAAAUACCAGUUCCUGAAAGAAUGAGAAACACCCCCACUAGAAAGGCAAAACUUGCGUGUGGUAACUGUAUCCUCAACAAGCCAAGGAAGGAAUCACAAUGAAAGCAUCCAAGGUGACUUGCUGUGACCCCUCAACACUGCCUUGGAAGCUAAUGCUACUAAAUGGAUUCUUCUAAAGGUCCUCGUGUGAAAAGUGGUACUAAGAGGGAGCCUCCAGUGCGUGUGGUGCUGGUCACUGUGCAACUGCUACCAUGGGUACGUGCCAUGAAGUGUGAUAAGCAAUUGAUAGGGCUGGGGAGCUCUCAGGAGAUGAGUAAUUGGGCAUGGAGUGCUCACAGCAGCGUUGGCAGUUGAGCAGUGUUAAUCACAGUGCUGCCUUCAAUAGCAUUUAAUAGACAUUAGUCUGAAUUCUAAGUCAGAUGAGAUACUGCUCUUUUUAAAAGCAUUUCCAGAGCUGUUAGCUUUCCCUCAUGAAGAAUGCUUCUCUUUCCUUACCAAUUCAGGAGGUAAGGUGGCUGUCUGCACUGGGAAGCCCAUUUUCAAUUGAUAGCUUGAAACAGCUGCUUGUGGUUGGAACUUCCCUCCUAGGCAAUCCUUUAGAAGCUAACAAAAAGGUGAUCCCAAAACAAGUGGCUGAGAAGCCCAGCUGUUUCUGAAUGGUGCUGCAGCAAAACCUCUCAGGCUGUAAAGGACAUGAACAGUUGAGCUGCUUAAAGCCUAAAUGAAGACUGCAGCCCUGCUCUUGGUGCAAGGCUGUUGGUUGAAGUACUGCUGUGGAUGCAGGUACUUAAUGCAUAGCCCCAGACCUAAUCUAUUUCUGUUCUUACAGUCCUGAAGUAUCAACAAAUGCUUUAGGGAGAAAGUGGGGGGAUGUUAGCCCCAACAGAGCAGAUUGCAGAUGAUUCAUAUGUAAUUUAGCUAUAGUUAUGCCUGUAUUAUAUUUCCCUGCUUAGUUCUAUUACUGUCCCUUUUACAGCUGAGCCUGUGGCCAUCAGACAAAGUCCUCCUAGAAAAUAAUAAUCCAUCCCUCAUUUUGAGGAGCAAAUAGCUUCUGAUGGACACCAUGGCAUUCAGGAAGGGUUGGAGAGGGAGAGAAAGGAGCUUUCAAGUGAGUGCAAACCUUUCCAGCCCAUGCUCUCUCAACACACGUUUUUAGCAGGCCUAGUUGCAUCUGAAUAGUUGUUCUGGAGAGCAGUCAGUUUUCUGCCAAGCUAGUCAUAACCUUUAAAGCUGACAGCAGCAGACCCCAGAGGCCAGUCCUCCAGCUUUCCUAAAUCGAGGCACUAAAGCAGCCAGCCCUCUGGACUAUUUGUUUUGCAGUGCUGACAGCUCUAAGAGCUCAGCCGGUCACUUUCUGCCUGUGUUUUGGUUGUUUUUAAUGUAUCGAUCGGAUUUUGCUUUAUCUAAAGUUAUUUCUGUUGGUAUCAAUUAUGUCAGCUGAGAAGUAAUCAAAUGGAGAUCUGAGGGAGAUAUGGCUGCACUUGAACACCUGCCUGUCAUAGCCACUUCUUAAAAUACUGCCUUAAAAUGAACCGCUGAGCUCUGGUGCUAACCUUAUCUCUCCACCGAGCAGCAAGCCAAAAUCUUAACAGAGAAUCGCUUAAACUUCUGUUUUGGUGUGGCCCAUCAGAGCCCAAACACUCAACCAGCCUUCCCCACAAGCUGCUGGGUGUUGUUAGCUUAACGUUUCCCAAGCUCUGCAUACUGCUGCUGGUGCACACAAAACCAAACAAAAGGCAGCUGUGCUGGCAGCCUGGAGAAUUUAGCAAGCCGCAGCUUUUGUCAAACAGACGAGGACGAAAAUCAAUAGGAAAAGAAAUGUUUUCAAGCUUCUUGGAAUGCAAACAAUGGAGUAAAAAAAGCAGCAGCCUAGAAGGAUUGGCAGUGCACUGUCAGCUUCAAAACACUGCUUUAAGCAAAUGAGUUUGGCUGUUUCGUAGUGUCUGCUUUAUUUUGUUAACAAACUCCUCUUAGUCAGGGUUUCUUGUCUUGUUGAUGUGUGCUCGUUAGUCUGAAGAGAGAAGAUAUAUUUAACUUUCUAAGGAGCUGAAUGCAUCUGGGCUCUGUGACUAGUUUGUGAUUGAGUUUUCCUUCCAACUAUUAAGCCUGAUUACUGAUUUCCAGGAGAUAUUAAUAGAGCAAGUACUGAGCUUAUUAGUGACUAAACAGUUGUGGACUUCCACGCACAAGAGCUUCAUCAGUUCUUCCUGAUCUUCUUGAAGUUUGUUGUCAUUUCUGUGGCAAUACAUCAGGUAUGUGCAAGGUUUGUUGCUUCAGCAAUUGGUGCUGGAAGUUGUGGCCAUCAUUCCCUGCACGAAGUGUUUGUCCUUUUGCCUAAGAAGCGAUCUCUCCUUUUGGAUGUCGAAGUAAUAGCUAGGGAACUAGAGAGAUCCUAUGGGGACCUUCUCAGGGUUAUCAACAAUGACUUCCUCUUCUUCAUUUUGCUCUUUCUAAUUUUGUUAAAAGGCACUCUGCUUAAUACUGGGUGGUUAAUGCUGCUUGCUUUCCUUUUUUCCCCUUCCCCCCCUGCUUUUCAGUAUGUUUAAUAAUAGCAAAAGUAUUUGUUUUGUUGGGGUUGAAACUUUAUUCUGGGGAAAAAAAAAAAGGUUAGUAUAAAGUUUUAAGUACCUUUAACUUACUUAACUAUUUCUGCUUCUGAGAAUCAGUCCUGUGCUGUCUUCUCUUAUUCUCUUUCCAAUUUUCUUUUCCUUCUAUCUGCUGCACCCUUUUAUUUUGUCAGCCCCACUCGCCACAGUGCUGCUUCUUAGACUUUAACUCCUUUCUCUAAGUCAAUUUAAUUGCCACUUAUAAUUUUGAUUUCACCUGCCUUCCUAGUGAAUGUGGUUUAAUCUUUGGAGAUCUGCACCACCAGGAGUGUAGGAAGUAUCGUGUCAGCUAGGAAGAGAAGAGACUACCACAACUGUUUGUCUCUGCCAUUGACCAGUAGUGGAUGCAUAAGAAGAAAAUCCUGUUCUUUACAUGUUAUUCCAUAGGAAUACUUAUUGCAGGUAACAGUAGCUCUCAUCCUGAACGCAGGACUUGAGAAACAUUCUUGUCUCUGUACUUCCUUGUCCUGACAGAGGCUGUUUCCAAACUCUUGCACUGUUUGGAGUGGGGAAGAAAAGCUUUCUAACUCCCUUCACUGCCAGCUUUUUCUUUCUUGCAGUAGUUGACCAAGUGGACAGGUUGGUAACUGCAGCACAGCGUGUGACUAAUCAACCUCCCAGUCAGGGCAGUUCUUCAGUAUCUUGUCUGUACCAUAACUUCAAUCCUCUGCUUGUUUAGUGGUAAGUUAGACCUCUAUAAUUACUCCUGCUGACUUUAAACAUAUGUGUUUUUUAUCAGUAUUAAAAUAGUACACGAGCAGAACUGUUGCUUCAGGCACAUUUCUUGCCACUGUUGGCUUACAAACCUUGAAUGAAAGUAAGAGGGCCAGUGACAGUGAAACAGGAGCUGUUAGCCAAGUGUUGUAGAAUCCUAGUCCUUAUUUAUUUUGUCUGCUAAUCUGCACUUGUGACCCUGAGCAGGAAAGCUGCAGUACAGCAGGUUUUAGAAGCUGUGGCUUAACCAGUGAUUUAGUAUCUUAAAACUCUUACUCAAGCUAACUGGUUUUGUGCACAGGCCAGAGACCUGUUGUCAUUGAUCAUUAAAUGCUAUGCAUAUUGUACAUUCAUUUAUGUGGAUUGUUCUAACAGUGCUUGUGUGGAUUAUGCUAUAUUACCAUAUUUUUAUAUAUAUAUACAUAUCUAUGUGUAUCUAUUGCAUGAGGUUUAAUUGUUUGGGGGGUUUUGUAUUGUCACUUUUGUAUUCACACAGUGCCUCAUGUAUCUUAUUUGCAUAUUGUAAGAAGUUGUUUCAAAGCAGUGAUUGGAAACAGGUGGAGAUAAGAACUCUCCACUCUAGGGUCUAAUAUUUCAGGAACCUCAAUAAAGCAUUGUGAUUUGA